Messenger RNA from Thyridium curvatum, 9636 nucleotides. RefSeq lists its product as uncharacterized. The record is from RefSeq and is a predicted model, not a curated record. NCBI's taxonomy places the organism in Eukaryota, Fungi, Ascomycota, Sordariomycetes, Thyridiales, Thyridiaceae. The transcript is spliced from 11 exons. The coding region runs from base 1 to 9636 and encodes 3211 amino acids. Gene Ontology annotation, molecular function: fatty acid synthase activity; oxidoreductase activity; phosphopantetheine binding. Gene Ontology annotation, biological process: fatty acid biosynthetic process; secondary metabolite biosynthetic process.
AUGGCUACGUCAGUUGUCACUUCCCCGGCUCCUAUCGCUGUCAUAGGGAUCGGAUGCCGGCUCCCGGGGGGUAUCCGCAGCCCAGAUCAGCUUGAAGAGAUGCUGGCGGAUGGUAGAAGCGGCUGGAUGGAAGUUCCUGCAGACCGAUGGAAUCGGGAUGCCUUCUACAGUCCGCGUCAGGAAGCCAAAGAAGCUCUGGUCUCUCGUAGUGGAUACUUUCUCGACGAAGACGUUUCCAAAUUCGACGCCCGCUUCUUCCACAUCCCGCCACUUGAGGCACACGCCAUGGAUCCUCAACAGCGAAUGAUCCUUGCCACAACUUAUGAGGCCUUCGAGAAUGCGGGAAUACCGUUACACAAGGUUCGAGGAAGCAACACAUCCGUUUUCGUUUCUAUCUUCGCGCGCGACUACGAUCGCAUGGGCUACAAGGACAUUCCCCAGAUGAGCAAAUCGCAUCUUACCGGGACGGGCGACGCCAUUCUUUCUAAUCGAAUCUCGUAUGCUUUUGACCUCAAGGGUGUAUCGUUCACGCUCGAUACCGGCUGCUCAGGCAGUCUUGUGGCUUUGCAUCAAGCCUGUCAGAGUCUGCGUCUUGGAGAAUCGACAAUGGCUGUCGUGGGUGGUGCACAGCUCCUCCUCCACCCGGACCAAUCUAUCAACAUGAGUGCAGUCGGUAUGGUUAACCCUGAUGGACGUUGUUACGUGUUCGACUCGCGCGGCAGUGGCUAUGCACGAGGAGAGGGGGUCGCAACAGUUAUUCUCAAGCCCCUUGAACAUGCUAUUGCAGACAAUGAUCCCAUCCACGGUGUCAUCGUCAACUCCGGCGCCAACCAAGAUGGCAAAACGGCAGGCAUUUCUGUCCCAAGUGGUAGAUCGCAAGCCAGCCUCAUGAAGUCUGUCUACGCUGCUGCAGGACUGGACCCAGCCGAGACGGAGUAUGUUGAGGCCCAUGGCACGGGAACUCAAGUCGGCGACAAGGAAGAGGUAAACUCUAUCGAUGAAGUAUUCUGUCAAUCAGGGAAGCGCUCUCGGGAUCUGUUCAUUGGGUCUAUCAAGGCCAAUAUCGGUCAUCUCGAAGCCUCAAGUGGCAUUGCAGGACUUAUCAAAUCCCUCAUGAUCUUGAAGAGAGGACGUAUUCCGCCCCAUCUAGACCUAGAAGAGCCCAAACCCUCAUUGCGGCUUGCGCAGCGAAAUAUCAAGAUCGCCCAGAAGCUGACGCCUCUUUUCAUGGACGGUAAACCGCGACGAGUAUCGGUAAAUAGCUUUGGCUAUGGCGGAACAAAUGUUCAUGUUAUCCUCGAAGCCUUUCCGGCUAUUGUUAGAGCACAGCAGAAUGGUGUGGUGAGCAACGGUGAGCCUUGCCGUCACGCUGAUACCGACCUUAGCCAUGGCAACCUUUGCACUGCGGUAAUGUCGGCAAAGGCUGAAGCCAAAGCCAUGAGCCUACCACCCAACGGGGUGACUGACGGAUCAAUGAGCCAUACUAACGGCGUAAAUGGAAAUCACCACAGGCCGCAUCUCUACAUGCUAAGUGCGGCUUCAGAGCAUUCGCUUGUUGAAAUGACGAAGAAUUUGCAAGAGAGGGCUUCUUCCCGUCAAUCUUCUGCAUCGGACCUCAUGGAUCUCUCUUACACCUUGGCCUGUCGGCGCUCACUUCUUCCCUGGAGACAAGCUAUUGUUGCCUGUGAUGAGCAGGACCUAGAGGAGAAGCUCAGGCAACUGGAUACUAAGCCCGUCAGAGCAGCUACCUUGACUCCCUUGUGUUUUGUGUUCACGGGACAAGGUGCUCAGUGGGCUUCCAUGGGUUACGAGCUGCUGGAAUAUUCCGAAUGCUUUCAUCAUUCUAUGCUCAAGUCCGAUCGGCUGCUUGUCGGACUUGGUUGUCCCUGGAGCUUGAUUGAUGAGAUAUGCAACGACGAAGAUUCUUCCAAGCUUGGAACAGCUGAGAUUGCUCAACCGGCUACUACAGCUCUGCAGAUUGCUCUCGUGGAUCUACUCCGAAGCGUUGGAGUGGCACCAAAGGCCGUGAUCGGUCAUAGCUCUGGAGAGAUUGCAGCCGCCUAUGCCGCCGGAGCGCUCAGCCAUGAGGCUGCUUUGACGAUCGCAUAUAAACGAGGCACGUGUUCCGCCCUUGCCAAGAGGAGCAAUGCCACUUCUGGAUCAAUGCUCGCCGUCGGCCUUGGCGAAGUCGAGGUGUCAUCGUAUAUGACAGACAUGACAUCAGGGUUAGUAACCGUCGCUUGCGUCAACAGUCCCAAGAGCACGACCAUUUCUGGCGACGAAGCUGCGAUUGACGAGCUCAAGUCCAAGCUAGACGCGGACGGCAUCUUCGCCAGAAAGCUUAUCGUGGAUACGGCUUAUCAUUCACAUCAUAUGAAGAAGAUUGCUGGUCACUACCUGGAGUCACUAGCAAACAUUAAGCCCAACUUUUUCGAAGGCGGCGAAGAGGUGGAAUUCUUCUCCACAGUCACCGGUCAGCGCAAGGUUGACAAAUUUGGCCCGGAGUACUGGACACAGAAUCUUAUUUCCCAGGUUCAGUUCUCCAAAGGCCUCGAUAUGGUGCGCGAGCAUAUGACCAAAAGCUCCGGAGGUAACGAAUCCGCAUACACAUUUGUCGAAAUUGGGCCGCAUUCUGCACUAGCUGGUCCAGUGAAGCAAACCCUGUCGCAAGAGAUUGCCGGGAAGGGAUUCAGACAUUCCUAUCUGUCCGUUCUACUUCGGAAAACAAAUGCAGCAAUCACAACGCUAUCGCUAUUUGCCCGCCUAGCCGAGCGUGGAUAUCCAAUUGACCUCGACAAGGUGGUGCGGAUGGGCGAUCCUACAUACGAGCCCAAGGUGGUCACGGAUCUGAAACCAUAUCCUUGGGAUGAGUCGAGUUUCUGGCACGAAUCUCGUGUGAGCAAAGCCCAUCGCUUCCGACAGUUUCCGUACCACGAUCUGUGUGGGCUUUUCGACCCCUUGAGUAGCAUUCACGAGCCACGUUGGAGACAUUGGCUAAACAUCGAUGUCGUGCCAUGGAUCACAGAUCAUGUGGUUGAUGGAUGUAUCGUAUUCCCCGGUACUGGCUAUAUCUGUAUGGUGAUUGAAGCCAUGAGACAGUUGGUGCAGAUGAGGAGCACACCUGGAACCAUCAAGGACUUCAGACUCAGAAGCGUCGCAUUUACCAAGCCAAUCUCCUUUGCUCUCGACGAAGAAGACUCGUCUAUUGAGCUUCAAUUGGUCAUGACUCCGUCUCAAGUCUUAGAUGGCAACGCGUGGGAAUCUUUUCGUAUCUUGUCUUGUGGCCAAGAUGGCAUAUGGCAUGAAAAUUGCACCGGCCAGAUUGGCGUUGAUAUGAAGGCCGCGAAGGAUGAUGAAGUUGAGGGCGGACGAGAGGAAGAGUUUGCCUUAUCCGAGAAGCUGGAGAGACUCUGUCAAACUCAGAGGGAGGCGACAGAGCAGCUUGACUCGGAAGCCUUCUAUCGAGAUCUGGAAGCUACCGGGAAUCACUACGGCCCUAACUUUGCGCUGCUGGACUCUGUCUCUAUUGGUGGGAACAAAGCAGUCACAAACCUUGUGGUUCCCGACUAUUCGGAGAAGAUGCCAGGCCAUCACAUGCAACCACACCUCAUACAUCCUACGACUCUUGAUGCAGUCCUCCAACUAGGGCCGACACUUUUUAAGCGGCACUGCUCUACAGCUCCUGUAGUCCUCGGUGAAAGUGGAGACCUAUCCAUCUCAGCUAGUGUCAGCCUUUCGCCAGGCAGCGAACUGCUUGUGGCGGCAUCAAUCGAUGCACAGGAUGUACGCUCGUCCAGCUCUGAUGUUUGCGUCUUUCAGCAGGGUUCAGAUGGAAAACUGCUGCCUGUGUUGAGCGCCACGUCCGUUCUGCGUGCAUAUGGCCAGGCACGGCAGGAGGACUCGAGAAAACCGUACAGUGUCAAGAUGGCAUACAAAUUGACUUGGGACGUCGAUGUUGAUCACCUCACAAACCCGAGAUUCCAGGAAAUCCUAGCUGGCAUAGACCCCUCAGAGCUUGAGAGGAAUGGAAUUGUCACUGCCGGGAAGAAUGAUGAGGAAACAGAUGUCUUCGUACACUGCAUCGAGAAAGCAUCGUCAAUCUUGCUCAACCGAGCGUGCCGCCGAGUCGACGCAUCAAAGCUUGCAUUGCCGCAUCUCACAAAGCUCUUUGCUUGGAUGGAGAAGUACUGCAUCUCGAACGAAUCACAGAGAUACACGAGCAAUCUGACGGCAGAAGAAGAAGACCAAAGCAUUAAUGCAGCUGAGGACUCUGGGUAUGAGGGACAGAUGCUUUCGCGGAUUGGCCUGAACAUGCCGGAUAUUCUCACAGGAAAGACCGACGCUCUCUCGCUCAUGCUCGAGGAGAACUUGCUCUACAAGCUAUACGCGAACGGUUUGGUGCACGCAAACUACGCGCAGAUGGUCGCGUACCUCAGCAUGCUCGCUUUCAAACACCCGCACAUGAGAUUCUUGGAAAUUGGGGCCGGCACUGGAGGCGCGACCUUGCCUCUGCUCCGGUCUCUAACGCAUUGCGAUGGUGUCAGACUCGAUCGAUAUGACUACACAGAUAUCUCUGCCGGUUUCUUCGAGCAGGCAAAGGACACAUUCAAGCAGUGGCUUGACUACAUCAACUUUCGGGUGCUCGAUGUCGAGCGCGAUCCGGUCGAGCAGGGCUUCGAAGAGGCCAGCUACGAUAUUAUUGUGGCUGUCAAUGUCCUCCAUGCCACUAAGAACAUGAACUUGACCAUGAAGAAUACAAGAAAGCUUCUUAAGCCCGGCGGUAAAUUACUACUGAUCGAGUUGACUCGACUGAUGGCUACUUCAAACCUCAUCUUUGGGACCCUCCCCGGAUGGUGGUCCUUUGAGGAUGGACGUUCCGACUGUCCUCUUCUGUCGCCUGGUCAGUGGGAUGAUCUGCUCCGCCGCACAUCCUUUAGUGGUCUCGAUAUCAUCUCCCAGGACACACGAACCGCCAGCGCUCGAUCAUCUAUGAUGGUCUCCCACGCGAUUGCACCUGAGCACAAAGAUACGAUGAGGCCCCCCCUCAGCUUCCGCCUGAUUAAUGCUUGGAGAUCGUCAGUCACUGAAGAGCUUGUGGCAGAUCUGUCCACAGCGUUGACCACGAGCGGCCAUUCGUGCCUGAUUAACAACCUCGGUGGCUCAAUUAUCGACGAGAACACCAUACAUAUUGUCCUCGAUACAGCAGAACAUUCAUUGUUGCUGACCAAGAGUACCGACGUGUUCCAUGACCUGAAGGCCCUCUUCACUGCUGGUGUGCACAUUCUCUGGAUCUCCAUCCAGGAGUCUGACAGUAAGACAGCGGCAUCUUUCAAAGCCAUGAUUCAAGGAACUGCCAGAGUCCUGCGUCGUGAGAAUUCCGGGACGUGCAGAUUUGUCACCCUAAGUGUCGCAGACGUGGUGACAACUCCAGGCAUCAUCCCGGACCUCGUGCGUCAUGUCGUCCAAAUCGCAAACACGUCAUUCGCGAUGGAAUCUGGAUCAGAUGAGUCCUGCGAGAAUGAGUACACGUACAGUCAAGGUCAAGUCCUCAUCCCUCGCGUCGAGACGGAUAUCAAAUUCCUGAACUGGGUUGACCGCGUUGCCGGAAGUGCUACCAGCUUGGAGGAGGUAUCAUAUCAUAACGAGUCACGGCCACUGAAGCUCGAGGUAGAAACACCGGGCUUGCUUAGUAGUCUGCGCUUUGUCGAUGACCAUAGCCUUGCAAGUCCCAUACAGCCACGAGAGAUCCAAAUCACCUCUCGCGCCCACGGCGUGAACUUCAAGGAUGUGUUUGUUGCGCUGGGCCAGAUGCGCACUGGUGUCGACAUGGUGGGUGAGGUCGCCGGGAUUGUUACUGAAGUUGGCGAGGAGAUGAAGUCUCAGUACCAGAUUGGUGACAGUGUUGCUGGCUUUGGCUCCAACCCCUUUGCAAGCUCCCCACGCAUCAAUGGCAAUCACGCGCGCCGGCUUCCCAACUGGAUGCCGUUCGUUGUCGGCGCAACAAUCCCUGCCAUUUACGCCACUGCAUACUACUGCAUCUUUGAAGUUGCUCACUUGCAAAAGGGACAGUCUAUCCUCAUUCAUGCCGCAUCAGGCGGUGUGGGUCAGGCCGCGAUACAGCUCUGUCAGCAUAUUGGUGCACAGAUAUUCGCGACCGUAGGAAGUGCCACCAAGCGGAAGCUCGUUAUGGAGAGAUACGGCAUCCCUGAGACUCACAUCUUUUCGACCCGAGGAGUGUCUUUCAAAUCCGGGGUGCUGCGUCUCACCCGUGGUCGUGGAGUCGAUGUGGUGUUGAACUCACUCUCAGGAGACAUGCUCGCUGAGGGAGUUCAGUGUAUCGCCAAACUCGGCACAUUCAUUGAGAUCGGUAAGACCGACAUAUACAAGAGCAACCACCUGAAUAUGAGUGCCUUUGACCGAAGCAUCUCAUUUGUCGCCGUCGAUCUCGUCUUGCUUGGAGAAGAAUGCCCUGAAAAGUUGCAUGGAAUCCUGGGCGCUGUUAUCGACCUCUUCGAACAGGGAGCUUUGUACGCCCUCACUCCAAUCAACGUUCUGCCUAUCGGAAAUAUUGAGGAAGGCUUCCGAAUGAUUGCGACCAGAAAACAUCUUGGGAAGGUUGUUCUUGAGGCAGAUGACAACGGUCUAGUCAAAGCCACAACUCCCAAGGCUCCAGCUCUCCGACUGUUCAAAGGCGGCACAUACAUCGUUGCGGGGGGCUUGGGUGACUUGGGUAGACGGUUGGGUGUCUUCCUGAGUGCGAAGGGAGCUGGUCAUGUCGUCUUGCUGUCGCGCCGUACCCUUGAUCAUGAAGCGCGACAGAAACUCGAGGAAGCGGUUCACCAGGGCGGUGGCAUGCUCCAUGUUGUCAAGUGCGACAUCACGAAAGAAGAGGAUAUCGCCCACGCUGCGGACUAUUGCAAGAGUCUGCCUCCAGUCAGAGGCAUUAUCCACGGCGGCAUGGUACUCAAGGAUCGCCCCUUCACCCAUAUGACAUACGAAGACUUCACCACGCCGCUUGGGCCUAAGGUCUACGGCACAAUCAACCUUGACCGGGCAUUCUCUUCUCCAGAUCUCAGCUUCUUCGUCAUGCUCUCAUCAGUGACCACCGUCAUCGGCAAUGGGAGUCAAGCCAACUACGCCACAGGCAACGCAUUCCAAGACACAUACGCACACGUCCAGGCUGAUCACCCGCACACGAAGUACAUCUCAAUUAAUGUCAGCGGCAUCGAAGGGUCCGACUCGGUUGUCAAUACUAUGCAGAACAACAAGGCCUGGCUAAUGCGCAACAGUGUCGCCCUGAUGUCUUUCGACGAGUUCUUCACCAGCAUUGAGUACGCCAUGAGCCAGCAGGCGCGUGAUGAUGGUUGCGAACAGUCGAUUCUCGGUUUCACCAGACAGUCUAUUGUCAAUGCCGAUGAUGUUGUUCUUCUGACGAAUCCCUUGUUCAGCCUGCUUCCAUAUCCCAAGCAAUCGGGAGGUGUCAGCAACUCCACCGACAAAUUUGAUGUAGAGCAAGCAAUACGGGAUGCAAAGACUCUAAAGGAGGCCGAGGAUGUCAUUGCCGAAGCUAUCAAGGCCAAAUGCGCCGUGUUCCUUGAUCGGCCAAUUGAUGAGGUCCCAGCCACGCAGUCGCUCGCAAACAUUGGGUUGGACUCUCUUGUGUCCAUCGAGCUCAAGAACUGGAUGGUUCGCACCUUCCAAAUAACUCUUCAAACGUCUGAAAUUGCUCAGUCCGCCAGCAUCUUUGCCUUGGCUGCCAGUGUAGGCUCCAGGUCGAAAUUGGUCAGCGACGAGGCGCGGAACUGCAGGGGAGAAACGGGCCGCGAUGAGCAGAACCUGCCGCCGAUACCGGGCAUUGAAGUCCCAUCUCAUGGCUUUGAAUGCUGCAAGGCUUCUCUAGAGCUCCCCAAGUACCCUCUACCUGAUCUUAACGAUGUGCUUCAGGAGCUUCUCAAGAACUUCUCCCUCUUCGCCAGCACACGUGAAGAGCUGUCACGCCUGCAAGCGGCGGUCGUGGAGUUUGGUGAUAAAGACAGCUCAGGGCGUCAACUCUACGACAAACUUGUAACACUGACCCAGGAUCCUACAGUCGACAGCUGGAUUGCCGACUUGCAUCUUCGAGGUUUGUACCUUUCGCGCCGUCAUCCCAUUGCGCCAUGGGGCAAUUUCCUCAACACCCAUCACGACAGUGAGAUCCCGCAUAGCCAAUCGGAGAGGGCUGCCAUAGUCUCUUUAACCGCAUUGCAGUACAUGCAUGACUUGGAGGCGGGCACACUCGAGCCCGAGUGGCUGGGUUUGCGGCCACUCUGUACCUACUCAUGGAAGUGGCUGUUCAACACAGUCCGUGAGCCUCGUGUGGGCUGCGAUGAGUUGCAACGUUAUGCAACUAGCUAUUACUGCGCUGUGCUAAGGAGAGGGCACUUGUUCAAGGUCGACCUCCGCGGCCGUGACAAUGACGUCUCUUAUCGUACACUCAAGGCCACUUUUGAAUGGAUCCUAGCCGAAGUUCAGGAUGAUGCUUGCUGGACAGGCAUACUAACCACCGACGAUCGGGAUUCCUGGGGAUUUAUCCGUGAAAGACUGAUAUCUCUUCGUCCCGGAAACGCAGACUACUUCCAAGCCAUAGAAGAGGCCGCCUUUGUUGUUUGCCUCGACGAUGGAAGUCCAGAAACCCGUGAAGAGCGCGUAAGGCAAGGCUACAUAGGGGAUGGAUUCAAUCGUUGGCACGACAAAAGCACCCAAUUUGUCAUUUCGGGCAAUGGUCGCUCGGCUCAAAUCUUUGAACAUACGGCGCUGGACGGCGUGACGAUCAAGCGGUUGAAUGAUAGAAUCCACCAAGCCAUAUAUUCUCAUGUACCAGAGGACAGUGAGGCUGAGAAGCAGAUCGAUGGCCCCAACGGCCAUGCUCGAGCCGGAAUCCCUCUCGAGGAGUACUCCCUGGAAACGGAUGAGGAGAUUGAGGCCCACAUCCUGAAGCUCAGGUCACGAUACUCCUCCGCAACCUCAGCCAAGAGCUACCUCUAUCACACGACCCGGGGCCUUGGGACAAAACUUCUACAAGGAUCUAGGGUGCCAGCUAAGGCUGCUGCCGAUCUGACCAUUCAGCUUGCAAGUCGCCUGUAUUUUGGAUACAACCCGGGUAGCUGGGAGCCUGUGUCUACGGCACGCUUCCAUCGCGGCCGACCGGACCUAAUUCAGGUCGUCACCGAGAAUGUUCUGCGAUUCUGCGAAGCGGCUUGCGAUGACAAUAUUCUCAUGCCUGACAAGAUGAGCAUGUUGAUGCGAGCCGCUAAGGAGUGGGAACAGAAUGUACAGCACGCAAGCGAGGGCAAAGGAUAUCUGCGAUUCUUUGAUGUCCUGAACGGUAUGGUGCUAGCCAACCAGGAGAGGCCAUCAUUGUUCGCCAACGAAACUGUCUUCAAAGCUUUCCCAGGUCUCAUUCUGCAGACCAUCAAUGGUGAUGAGGUUGCAGACUCCGCUAUCGCUCUGAUGCCAGCAGACUCGCUCUGGAUCAGCUACUGCAUCAAAGAUGAGGAGCUCUCCUUCUCAGUUGUAGGCUCAUCUGGGAAAAUGGACCAGUUUCAGAAGUGUCUUGACAGAGCUGCCGAGAAGAUCAGCGCUAUCGUCAGAGCAUGA